AUGGCCAGCUCAACAAACUCGCUCCUAAACCUCGACCCACAACACAUCUCCUGCAUCGGCGGGCGCACAGUACUGACAUGCAAGAGCUGUGCAGGGAAUGCCCCAAGAGGCUCAAUUUGCACCAGCUGCAACGGCCGCGGCUUCAACAUCUUCAUCUGCGCCCAAUGCAACCCAACCGCGGCCGCAGCUGCACCUGCAGCUAGAUCAACAGCAAACUUCACAUCUGCAUCGGCAGGGACAGGAACGCCUGGCUCCUCGGCUCCGUCGUCGCCUGGCUCGUUGAGCCGCAGUUCGUCCACCUCUUAUCCUUCACAUCCUGAUCCGAAUGUUGGGAGGUCUUGGGGUCGUGGUGGGACGAGCUGUGGGAGUGUUGAGACGAAUACCAAUACCAAUACACCGCGGAAUCCGUGA
Molecule: messenger RNA, 411 nt
Organism: Penicillium canescens
Lineage: Eukaryota; Fungi; Ascomycota; Eurotiomycetes; Eurotiales; Aspergillaceae
Exons: 2
Coding region: 1-411 (136 amino acids)
Source: RefSeq, a predicted model, not a curated record